This is a messenger RNA of Penicillium waksmanii, 1656 nucleotides long. RefSeq names its product putative transporter. Gene Ontology annotation, biological process: transmembrane transport. Gene Ontology annotation, molecular function: sulfate transmembrane transporter activity. Bases 1 to 1656 code for a protein of 551 amino acids. Lineage: Eukaryota; Fungi; Ascomycota; Eurotiomycetes; Eurotiales; Aspergillaceae. Gene Ontology annotation, cellular component: membrane. The transcript is spliced from 6 exons. The record is from RefSeq and is a predicted model, not a curated record.
AUGACGAUAGAGGAGGCGAAGACUACCGGCUCCGAUACGGACAACUAUGAUACCAAGGUCGUGCCGCGAGUUGAAUCUGCAAGUGACUCUGAGUCUACUUUGACUGGCCAGCGAGGCACCGUUAAGACAAUCGACUGUGCCUUUGAUACCACCGAGGACCCCCGCUACUACAAGCCUAUCCCGGAGUAUGAGGGUUAUCAUCGAUGGGACCCGGAAUUCGAGUGGACUGAAGAGGAGGAAAAGGCCGUUGUGAAAAAGAUUGACUGGCGCGUCUGUACAUUUGCCUGUGUCACAUUUUUUGCAUUGCAGCUCGAUCGAGGAAAUGUCGUCCAAGCUACAUCUGACAACAUGCUGGGUGACUUGGGCAUGAACACAAAUGACUACAACACCGGACAGACAAUCUUCCUUUUGACCUUCUUAUUCGCGGAACUUCCAUCCCAAUUACUUUCGAAGUGGUUCGGACCCGAUCGCUGGAUUCCUGUUCAAAUGGUCUCUUGGAGUUUGGUCGCUGCCUGCCAAGCUUUUGUUAAGAACAGAAGCACCUAUUUUGUGACCAGAGCUCUGCUGGGCCUUCUCGAGGGUGGUUUCAUCCCUGAUACUAUUCUAUUCCUAUCGUUCUGGUAUAAGUCCAAGGAGUUGCCCAUUCGCCUGAGUUACUUCUGGGUCGCUUACCAGGGCACUUCAAUUGUGAGCGCAUUCCUUGCCUUUGGAUUCCUGCAUAUUCGCGGUUCAGAUGGUACAGGAGGCUGGCGAUACCUUUUCGCAUUCGAGGGUUUGAUCACCGGUUUGAUCGGUAUUGUUGCCGCCUUCUGGAUGCCUCCUUCGCCCACUCAAACUGCCGGUAGAUUCCGUGGCAAGAACGGUUGGUUCAAUGAGAAGGAGGAAAAGAUCAUGGUCAACCGUAUUCUCCGCGAUGACCCGAGUAAGGGUGGCAUGCAUAACCGUCAAGCUGUUACUCCUCGCAUGUUGUGGCACGCUCUGAAGGAUUACGACAUGUGGGUCAUUUACCUGCUCGGAUUGACCUGGAUGAUUGCCAAUACGCCCGCGACAUCUUAUAUCAGUCUGCAACUGAAGUCGUUGGGCUUCAGCACUUUCCAUACCAACUUGCUCGCCAUUCCGGCGUCCGUGAUUUUUAUUAUCAACUUGCUGGUCUGGACAUGGAUUUCUGAGAGAUUCAAUAUUCGUCUGCUUCUGGGUGUCGGUGCCGAGCUCUGGGCUAUCAUCUUGCUCAUUGCACUCGAGGUGCUUCCUACUGGUGCCAGUCCCUGGGCUCGCUGGGCACUUUUGACUUUGCUUAUCGGAAUGCCUUACGUUCAUGCCAUCAUCGUUGCAAUCACAUCACGUAAUGCGGGUACUGUUCGCACUCGGACCGUUGCAACUGCACUCUACAAUAUGAUGGUGCAAGUUAGCAACAUCAUUGGAAACAAUAUCUACCGAGAAGAUGACAAACCACUGUACCGUACUGGAAAUGCGGUGCUGAUUGGUCUUGCGGCAUGGAGUUUGGUGAUGUUCAUCAUCGCUAAUUACUACUUCGUGUGGCGCAACAAGAAAAAUGCCGCCGUCUGGGACAACAUGACCAGUGAAGAGCGAGAGCGAUAUGUGGCCGAAAAUCAACAUCGUGGCAAUAAGAGAAUCGAUUUCCGCUUUCUGCACUAG